AUGCGUGAUCGCGAUACGGGUCGGAGUAAAGGAUUUGGCUUUAUUACCUUUAGCAGUGAGCAUGAGGCAAAUGCAGCAAUAAAUGGACUUCAUGAUCGGGAGCUUGAUGGUCGCAAUAUUGCUGUUAACCUGGCUAAUGCUAAGCCCCCCCCAAAUGGUGGCUCCAGUGGUGGCUACGGUGGUGGUGGCUAUGGUGGUGUUGGCUAUGUAUACUGCUAUUUCUGUGGAGUGAGCUUUAAUAUCGCUCGCACUGCAAAACCCGGUGAGCCGCAUUCAGCAGGAUGGGGUUCCGGUGGCUGGCCUUGGGGAGAAGGAGUGGAAGUUGGCAGUGCAAACUGGAGGGACGGUACACAUCGUGGUUGCAGCCUGCUUGUGUUUGCUGGAUUUCCGAAGGAAGACGAUGAUCUGGCGUAUGACCCAGAAUAUGUCUUCGAAGAGGAUGACGCACGAGAGCCGUAUGAGUAUGCUUCUGAUUAUGAAUCUGUUAACAACGGCAUGGGGCUUGAUGAAAUGCCGUUGGAGGAAGAUGACACGGAGGCCCAGUGGUAUAAGGAUUGGCUUGCGACAUUUGUCACUCAGCCUAGUGGAUACAAUGAUCAAGACCUAGAACAUAUUCCAGGUGCUACCUGCCCCAGUGAGCAGACAUAUAGUGGCCAAAAUAUCCCUGUCGCGGAGAUGAGAGGCUGCCGGACAGCGCAAUGCCUAGUGCACAAAAGUGUCUCUGACAAUUGGGCGUCAGAUGGUCUUGACCAAGACUGGGAACUUGUAGGAGACUAUUUUCUCUCCGGGCUCUCUGAUGGGAUGGCAUCGCCGGACACUGAUCCAAAGAGAGUGUACCCAGCACGAGGCGGCGUUGUUCAACCGAACUCGCAUCAUACCAUUAUUAAUUAUGGAAUAGAUUCGUACACACACCCAAACCACUACCUGAUACCCUUCCACCCGUGGUGUUUCGAUAUUUUCUGCCGUCUGUCCAAGCUCCACUUCGGCCAUGUUAAUAUUACCGGCCUUAUGAACCGGCGCAUAGGAGAACAUUCCUGGGAGGAUUUCAAUAGUUUCCCUCAUGAUCCAGCUGUCUCAGCUGCCCAGGAGCAAUUCUGGCGUCAUCCUUGGAAAGAAUAUCUAGUUGCAAACCCACUCAAUGUGCCGAAACUCGUUCCUCUUCUUCUGUCUUCGAUUAAAGAAGAAAACAGCAAUUUUAGCUUGUCAGUUGGGGCAUUUAAUCUAUCUCGACCGAUAGGACUCUCACCAAUUAAACGCGCCACCGAUCUACUACUCUUAUUACCACAGGAACUGUGGAUAUUUAUUAUAGGCUAUCUUGGGUCUAGUGACAUUGCAAAUCUAAGGCUAGCAUCUAGAGCGUUCCGACAACUUCCAAUCUCUGUCUGGUAUCGUCUUACUCCUGAGGAAAUGCCCUGGUUGUGGGAAGCAUGCGGUGAAAGUGAAACGGCCCAUACAUCUUCAUUCUGGACUGCCGUCACCGCCAAUGAGAUGCAGGCAUUAUGUAGCCUAAGGGAUAAAUAUUCCGGUAUCCUCAGGAAUGGCUAUCCAGAGCUAGACGAAAUGGCCAUUAACGAUGUGUUUCCUUGGCCGCCGGCUAUACCACAGCGAGUGAAACUUCCCAGAGCAAAGACGAACUGGUAUGAGGUGUACUGGGGAUCAAGCAGAACUGGAGCCAGUUGA
Aspergillus tanneri is the source of this 1680-nucleotide messenger RNA. RefSeq lists its product as uncharacterized. Gene Ontology annotation, molecular function: protein binding; RNA binding. Lineage: Eukaryota; Fungi; Ascomycota; Eurotiomycetes; Eurotiales; Aspergillaceae. The transcript has 5 exons. The coding region runs from base 1 to 1680 and encodes 559 amino acids. The record is from RefSeq and is a predicted model, not a curated record.